This is a messenger RNA of Linum tenue, 405 nucleotides long. The record is from the annotation of a GenBank genome assembly. NCBI's taxonomy places the organism in Eukaryota, Viridiplantae, Streptophyta, Magnoliopsida, Malpighiales, Linaceae.
AUGCCGGUUUUCGAUACUCCGUUGGGGAAGCUUGGUGCUGUGAUUUGUUGGGAGAACAGAAUGCCCCUUCUAAGAACUGCAAUGUACUCCAAAGGAAUUGAGAUAUAUUGUGCACCUACUGCCGACGACUGGGAUUCAUGGCAAGCAACAAUGGCACACAUUGCAGUCGAGGGCGGUUGUUUUGUACUGUCGGCGAACCAAUUCUGUCGAAGGAAAGAUUACCCACCUCCACUGGAGUAUCUGUUUACCGGGAUCGAAGAAGAACUGGAGCCAGAUUCUGUUGUGUGCAAGGGUGGGAGUGUUAUCAUAUCACCUUCAGGAACUGUUCUUGCUGGGCCUAAUUACUCUGGAGAGGCAUUGAUCUCAGCCGAUCUCGCCUUCAGGAACUGUUCUUGCUGGGCCUAA